This is a messenger RNA of [Torrubiella] hemipterigena, 1457 nucleotides long. The record is from the annotation of a GenBank genome assembly. Lineage: Eukaryota; Fungi; Ascomycota; Sordariomycetes; Hypocreales; Clavicipitaceae.
CCCAGCCAUCAGCGCUUGGUCUUCUCCAACAUUUUUACUUUUUCACCCACUUGACGUCCUAAUCACUACGAAUUGUGCCGCCAUGGGAUACAAUAGCAGAGUCUCCGAAUCGGCUCUCAAGUCGGCCAACAAGCUUCGCCGGCGCGAGCUUUUUGUUCAGCACAAAAAGAACAAGGACAAGGAUCGCCGAGAAGAACGCCUUCGCCGAAGAAAGGAAGAAGAUCGUAAUCCCGAAUUGAAGGCCGCAAGAUUGUCGAAAAAUGUCACCAAAACUCUGGAUCAAAAGCGUGUCUGGGAUGAUGUCGAUGAUGACAGCCUAGGCGCCGUUGUGGAUGUUGAAAAGCUCAAGCGCAGACGCAUGGAAGAAGCUGAGGCAGAGGAACAGGCUGCUCUCGAUGCCGCAAACGGGGACGAUGAUGACGAUGAUGAUAACGACAGUAUGUUAGAAUCUGAUGAAGAGGGCGAAGAUGAUGAAAAGAAACAAGCUGCUUUGGAAAGACAGCGCGAGAAGAGGGCCAAGAGAGACAACAGCGUUGCGCCGUCCACAACGAGCACUAACCUCGAUCUGACCCCUACGUCUCUCGCCCUGAAAUUCCCUACAUUAUUUACCGAUAUUCCUCCUCCAACCCCCAAGAUUCUCAUCACAACGUCUCUCAACUCAACUCUUCACCAUGAGGCAGAACUUCUCUGUGGCCUGUUUCCCAACAGCAACUACAUCCGUCGAUCUGGUCACCGUUUCGGCCACAAAUAUUCUCUGAGAGAAAUUUGCAAAUUUUGCACAAACGCAGAUUACACCGCCGUCGUGCUGCUCAAAGAAGAUCUUAAAAAGCCUACGGGAUUAUCUAUUGUGCAUUUGCCUAGUGGUCCUACGUUCCAUUUUUCAAUCAGCAACUGGAUCGAGGGCAAGAAGCUUCCUGGCCACGGUAACCCAACCAACCACUACCCGGAACUUUUACUUAACAACUUUAAGACGCCUCUUGGUCUGCUGACAGCGAAAAUCUUCCAAACAAUGUUCCCACCCCAGCCUGAGUUCCAGGGUCGCCAGGUGAUUACCCUUCACAACCAGAGAGACUACAUCUUUGUUAGACGACACAGAUAUGUGUUCCGCAACAAGCGAGCAACCGAAAAGAGCAUUAUCGGUACUGAUGGCAAGGAACUUAAGGGUGUGGAAGAUAUCCGCGCCGGAUUACAGGAGCUUGGACCUAGAUUCACAUUGAAGCUUAGGCGUGUAGACAAGGGCAUCGGCCGCGCUGGAAGCGAAGGUCCCGAUGCCGCUCAGUGGGAGUGGAAAUCGAAGAUGGAGAAGGAUCGUAAGCGUUUCAACCUGUAAUAUGUACCUAGAUGUACCCUUAGCGAUAGCAUAUCUUUCAAUAUUUUCUGUUUAUUUCUGUCUCAGUCACUCUUGGUGAAUUAAAUUGUGAUUUUCAUGCAAAAUGGUGGCUUUUGACAAAUUCUUG